AUGACCUGUGAGUGGUGCCACCAGCCCAGGGAGCCCUUAGUGGCCAACCAGUAUAGGGAUGUCGGCGCGGCCCAUGACCGGGCUUCUGUGUGGGUCCCAUGGUUCUUCAGAUUGUUGGGGCUCUGCACCAUGAUAACUGGUGGCUGCAUCCUCUUACUACACUGGAGGAAGAACCUGCAGAGGAGGCAGCGUGCCCAGCAGUGGGUGGAGGUGAUGAGAGCUGCCACCUUCAGUUACAGCCCACUGCUGUACUGGGUCAACAGACGAUGCAGACAUGGCAUGACUGCAGCGAUCAGAAUAGGCCCUCCUCAGGCUGUUGCCAAUAUUGACAUUCAACUCCAAAUUCCGGAUCUUCCAUCAGAGCCGCACCUCCAUGAAGACAGGCGUCAUGCCUUCAGAGGCAGCAGCCCCCAGGCAGAAGCCCCCGUUCCCCUGCAGCCUGCUCUGGUGGUCCCACAGCAGCCCUCACCUAACGGGAUGCCAGAGUGACAGACCCCAUCCCCCUUCCCAAUUGUCUUUUGGGAGAUCCCCUCUGCCCCAACCCUCUGCAGCCUGAACUUUUCUCCCAUACUGGAGCAUUCUGCCUCCUACCCCUUUCUUGAGGGUCCUGAAAGCCAUGUCCACUUCUAUUCCCUUUCCACACUGACCCAAUGGGAUGAUUCAAUGGAAAGGGAGCUCCCGGAUCUGCGAGCCCAAGUAUCUAAACAGGAAAAGCUCCUUGAGAGCACGGCUGAGCGUCUGAGGACUGCCAACCAGCAGGAGAACAUGGAGCAGUUCAUUGUCAGCCAGCGUGAAAUCCUUAAGGGCCCUGCUGUGUGUUCCAGCCUUAAGAUCCUUGCCUUCCAGGAGCCACACAAGAAUCAAAGCCACCACAGGUCCCUUACACAUGAGGAAGCCUAG
Urocitellus parryii (Arctic ground squirrel) is the source of this 900-nucleotide messenger RNA. The record is from RefSeq and is a predicted model, not a curated record. NCBI's taxonomy places the organism in Eukaryota, Metazoa, Chordata, Mammalia, Rodentia, Sciuridae.